Molecule: messenger RNA, 852 nt
Organism: Scleropages formosus (Asian bonytongue)
Lineage: Eukaryota; Metazoa; Chordata; Actinopteri; Osteoglossiformes; Osteoglossidae
Product: interferon-induced protein 44-like
Exons: 7
Coding region: 1-852 (283 amino acids)
Biological process (GO): immune response
Molecular function (GO): GTP binding
Source: RefSeq, a predicted model, not a curated record
AUGCGUAUCAUAAUUUGGAGGACGUUUGAAGAAACAUGGAGGAAAACUGUGUGGAAAUCAGAGAAAAAGAAUGAGCUGAUAAAUGAAAUCAAGAGGUCCAAACCCAGUAUCAAUUCAGUGAGUCAGGCACGGAUUCUGCUGGUUGGUCCUGUUGGUGCUGGAAAGUCCAGCUUCUUCAACUCCAUCAGCUCUGUCUUCCAUGGUUAUGUUACCAGCCAAGCCAUCUCAGGCAAUUCUGGUGAUGGUGUGACAACCCAGCUUCUUUCUUUCAGGAUUAAAGCAGGCGAGGAUGGUAAGCCACUCUCAUUCAUUGUGUGCGACACCAUGGGGUUGAAAGCGGCUCCAGGUGAAGGAGUGCAUGUUGAAGACAUUUGCAACAUUCUGAAGGGGCAUGUUCCUGACCGGUAUCAGCUGAAAACAACAUCACCCUUGAAAGAAGACGACCCUCAGUUGGACAAAUCAGCGAAACUGCAAAACAAGAUCCACUGCGUAGUAUAUGUGAUAGAUGCCUCUAAAGUCACAGACAUGCCUGAGCAGCUGAUGAAAAAAAUUGAUGCUAUUCGACAGAAUGCCAAUGAGAUUGGAGUCCCCCAGCUACUGAUCCUGAGCAAAGUGGAUGAAGCAUGUAUUUAUGUGGAGAAGGACAUACAGGAUGUGUAUCGCAGUCCAUAUAUAAAAAAGAAGAUCCAUGAGGUGAGUGAUCAACUGGGCAUAUCAGUGUCUUGUAUAUUUCCAGUGAAGAACUACAACCAUGAGACUGACCUGGAGGAGAACUGUGACAUCCUGCUGCUGAGCACUCUUCAGCAAAUUCUCCAUUUUGUAAACAAUUACUUUGACAAUAUCUAUGACUAA